Molecule: messenger RNA, 720 nt
Organism: Protopolystoma xenopodis
Lineage: Eukaryota; Metazoa; Platyhelminthes; Monogenea; Polystomatidea; Polystomatidae
Source: the annotation of a GenBank genome assembly
GCAGGCCACUCGCACCCGCAUCAACAGCAGCACGCUCUGGCCCAACACCACCUGCAGCAGCAGCAGCAACAGCAACAACAGCAGCAGCAACAGCAACAGCAGCAAAUGGCCAACCUGCUGUCGGCGCCGGUACAGGGACCUGGCGCGGGCCUGGCGACGCCGUCGCGGUUGCUCGCCUCGUCGAUGGUCGGCUCGCCGGCCGGCGGUCUGAUGAUGCAGUCCGUCUCGGCCAACCUCACGACGGCGACGACGGCGACGCCGACCGACGCCGCGACUGCCGCCGCCGUUUCUGAAGCCUGUGCAGCCGCGGCCGCGGCUGCUGCCGUCUCGGUGGGCGGCUGGGACGCCACGACCGCGGCCAACAUGGCCUCGCUGUUGGUGCCGCCGUCGAAGAAGAGGGCGGAGAGCUUCUUCGUGGAGGAGAUCAAGUUGAUGCUGUCCGAGAUCGAGAAGCACAAGCACAUUCUUCUUUCGAUGGCGCCCUCCACGAGCAAGCUGAAGCGGCGCGCCUGGGAGGAGGUCUCCGCGUCAAUGGCCACCCAUUGGCCGCACGCGCCGCGCAGAACCGCAGACCAGGUGAGUCCUUCUGGCCUUUCUGCUUUCUCUUUCUCUCUCCAGCUUUUUCUUUUUAUUUCUCUCCUUAUUCAUUCUUCGUUUCCUCUUUCUCUAUUUAUACAGCCGCGACUUGGCCACUUUGUCUUUGCGCCCUCGGUUCCUUAA